AUGUACGGCGGCGGAAUGGGCGGCGGAAUGGGCUACGGAGGAAUGGGCGGGAUGUACGGUGGUGGAUACGGCUCCUACGGCGGAAUGGGCGGAAUGGGCGGGAUGUACGGCGGCAUGCCCGGCUACGGCAUGCCAGGACCAGGACAAUUCGACCCCUCGCAGCCGACGCUCACGCAGACUCUGGAGAGCACGACACAAAAUACAUUCGCGCUGCUGCAUUCCAUUGUGCAGACCUUCGGGGGCGUCGCACAGAUGCUCGAGAGCACCUUCAUGGCGACGCACUCGAGCUUCUUUGCCAUGGUCGGCGUCGUCGACCAGAUUGGCCAGCUGCGCGCGGCGCUCGGGAGUGUGCUCGGGCUGUUUGGUCUGUUGCGCUGGCUACGCGACCUCGUCACAGGCAGACACAGUUCUGGCGGCAUGCGCGGCGAGUUCAGCGAGUUCAUGAACGGCCGUCCUGUGCAGCCCGUUAGCGGAGGCGCACCGCCACCAAAGGCAAGCAAGAAGCCGCUGGUGAUCUUCCUGCUCGCGAUCUUUGGCAUACCGUACGCGAUGCACAGGCUCGUGCGGCUACUUGUUGCCCGCCAGCAGGCACUCGCCGAGCAGCAGGGUGGCGCUUUGCCGCCCUUGGACCCUUCGCAGCUCACGUUUGCGCGGGCACUGUAUCCGUUCGAGGCGUCAACGCCCGCGGAGCUUGCACUCAAAGAAAACGAAAUCGUCGCGAUCAUGGGUAAAUUGGACCCAGCGACGGGGAUGGAGAUGGACCCGCGGCUCGAGGUAUGUCCCGAGGGAAGCGAAUGGUGGAAGGGCCGCACGCGUGAUGGCCGGGAAGGCUGGUUCCCACGAAAGUGGGUCCAGGUGUUGGAGCGGCGCAAGGCGGUAGAGGGCCCUGCACCGACUGCGGACGCGAAGAAGGCAGAGUGA
Messenger RNA from Postia placenta MAD-698-R-SB12, 921 nucleotides. RefSeq lists its product as hypothetical. Lineage: Eukaryota; Fungi; Basidiomycota; Agaricomycetes; Polyporales; Adustoporiaceae. The transcript is spliced from 2 exons. The record is from RefSeq and is a predicted model, not a curated record. Gene Ontology annotation, biological process: protein import into peroxisome matrix, docking. The coding region runs from base 1 to 921 and encodes 306 amino acids. Gene Ontology annotation, molecular function: protein binding. Gene Ontology annotation, cellular component: peroxisomal membrane; peroxisomal importomer complex; peroxisome.